CUCGAGCUACAACGAAAGGCACAUGCUCUCUAAUUGCUGGAGUGAGCCAGCUGUGUGUGUCGAAGCAGCGGCGCCCAGGGGCAGACCUGAGCCGGGGAAGAUUGUCCCGGGGGAGGAGGCCGUUGUUGGGGACCAUUAGCGAGUGUCUAAGGAUUCCUCCUCACCAUGGAAACAGCAGCAGCAAACAGGGUCUGCGGGGCUGGCCUGAAAGCCGGCGGAGGCGAGCGCAGCCGGAUCCAGCGGCUCCCAGGCGUGCACCCGGCGCUGCCCCACGCCCGCAGCUGCUGGGAGCUAGAGGAGGCGCAGGGGAUGGAGAAGGGGGCCGGGGAUCAGCGCAGUGCGGGCAGAGCGCAGCCCCAAGCCAAGCCGGGCUAUCGCCACGCCAGACCCGCCCAGCCCAUCGCGCCGGUGGAGAACAUCAAAGAAAUGCAGCAAAAGCUCAAGGAGGAGAAGGAGGCCAAAAGAGCUCAGCUGGAUGGCAGGCAUGAUUAUAUAUUGGAUAUUGUUGCUUCCUGCGUGGACCUGGACAAAGCUGAAGUGGAAGAUGCUAUUCUUGAGGGUAACCAGAUUGAGCGCAUCAAUAAGUUCUUGGCCACUGAAGGAUUUCGUCAUAUUAUGUUCUACUAUCAAGAUGUGGAGACACCUGAAACUGGACAUUUUGGCCCACCAGGCACAGGACCCAAUCCUCACUCAGCAAGGAGCAAGAAACCUAAAGUGUUUGUGACAGAGGGAAUAGAUGUUGCUCUAACCGGUGUAUGUGUAUUCUUCAUUAGAGCUAGUCCUUCCAAAACCAUCACUGCAGAGAAUAUCCAUCGGGAAGUGAAUUUCAACAUGCUGGAUACGGCUCAGGGUGGCUUACUAAAAAGUGUACAGCAUUUGCUGUCAGAAAUCUUCAUUCCGGUCAUCAAGACUAUGAACCAAGGUUGGGGUGAGGUUGGUAGUCCUCAGCAGGCAGCUAAUAUUCGGCAGGACUUCCUUGGCUCCCUUGAGGGAUUUGUUAGUGUCUUGUCAGGAGCUCAGCAGAGUCUGAUGGAAAAGGUGAAUCUGAAAAAGUGUGACACAUAUGACUUGAAAACUCUAAAGGGACCUUCAGACUAUCUGGCUGUUGCUAACAGCACAGAAGCUUUAGAAAGAAUAGAGGCCUGCAUGAAAGUAUGGAUCAAACAAAUUGAACAGGUCCUGGCUGAAAAUGAUCAGCUGAGGAAAGAAGCUGAUGACUUGGGCCCACGAGCAGAACUGGAUCACUGGAAGAAACGAUUGUCUAAAUUCAACUACCUUUUGGACCAACUGAAGAGCCCAGAUGUGAAGGCGGUGCUGGGAGUACUUGCUGCUGCUAAAUCCAGACUUCUGAAGAGCUGGCGAGAGCUGGAUACUCGCAUCACUGAUGCAGCUAAUGAAGCCAAAGACAAUGUUAAGUAUCUCUACACACUGGAAAAAUGCUGUGACCCCCUAUACAACAGUGACCCUGUGUCCAUGGUAGAGGCUAUUCCAGGUCUCAUAAAUGCAAUAAAGAUGAUUCAUAGCAUCUCACGUUACUACAAUACCUCUGAGAAGAUAACCUCACUGUUUGUGAAGGUAACAAAUCAGAUGAUAACAGCAUGUAAAGCUUACAUAACUAACAACAAGACUGCCACCAUCUGGGACCAGCCUCAGGAAAUAGUUAUGGAGAAGCUGCAAGCAGCUAUUAGACUUAAACAGGAAUAUCAAAAUUGUUUUCACAAGACAAAAGAAAAACUAGAACAAAAUCCAGCUGAAAGACAGUUUGAUUUUAGUGAGAUGUAUAUCUUUGGAAAAUUUGAAACAUUUCAUCGACGUCUAGUUAAAAUUAUACAUGUCUUCAGUACCAUUACAACCUACUCAGUUCUGCAAGAAUCAAAGAUUGAAGGAUUGGAAGUUAUGGCAACAAAAUAUCAGAGCAUUGUUGCCACCAUGAAGAAAAAGGAGUACAACUUCUUAGAUCAACGAAAGACAGAUUUUGACCAGGACUAUGAAGAGUUUUGCAAACAGACCAGUGACCUUCAUAAUCAGUUAAAGACCUUUAUGGACAUCACCUUUGAAAGGAUUCCAACUACUGAAAGAGCUCUUAGUAUGCUGAAGAAAUUCGAAAGAUUAGAAAUUCCCAGUCUUGGCAUUGAUGAAAAAUACCAGAAAAUCCUUCAGAACUAUGGUCAUGACAUUGAGAUGGUCUCUAAGCUGUACACUAAGCAGAAAAAUGACCCUCCUUUGGCUCGUAACCUACCUCCAAUAGCUGGUAAGAUCUUGUGGGCACGCCAACUCUUCCACAGGAUCCAGGAACCAAUGGACCUCUUCCAACAGCAUCCCACUGUUCUGCAGACAGGAGAAGCCAAGCGCAUAGUCCGCAACUACAACAAAGUGGCAAAAGUCCUCUUGGAGUUUGAGGUUAUUUAUCACAGGGGAUGGCUUCAGCAGAUUGAAAUAACAAAAACAGGGCUUCAGGCAUCCCUGUUGGUGAAGGCUCCAGAGACAGGAGAAUUAUUUGUGAAUUUUGACCCUCAGAUAUUGACUUUAAUUCGGGAAACAGAGUGCAUGGCUCACAUGCACCUUGAAAUCCCGCCCUUCGCCAUUGCUCUACAGCAAAAGCAAGACUCAUACAAGAAGAAUUUCAAUCAACUGCAGAUGAUGCUGGCAGAAUAUAAGAGAAUUAAAUCAAAAAUACAAACACCCAUUGAUCAACUAAUGGCUCCUCACUUAGCUAAUGUAGAUGAUGCUAUCCAGCCUGGUUUAACUUCACUAAACUGGACCUCCUUGAACACUGAAAAAUACAUAAAUAAUAUUUUUGGCAAACUAGCUGAGCUGGAGCUGCUGCUUGAUCGAGUGAAUGAUCUGAUAGAAUUUCGUAUUGAUGCUGUUCUACAAGAAAUGAGCAGUGUGCCGCUUUGUGAACUGCCAGAAGAUGAACCACUUACCUGUGAGGAAUUUCUCCAAAUGACUAAGGAACUCUGUGUUCAAGGUGCACAGACUUUGCUUUUGAAAAGCUCAUUGGUGGAAGAAGCAGCCAAUGAGCUGAUAAACAUGUUAUUGGACACAGAGGUGCAUUCCAAAGGAGAAGAUGAGAAGUCAGUUCUGCUUCCAGUCAAUGCUGAAAUGAGUGAGGUGAAUGAAAGUACAGAAGAGGAAGGGAGAAAGGAGAAACUGGCAUCCUCUCAUACAGCAAGUCAGAUUAUGGCUGGGAUGUCUCCUCCUUUAACAAAGAAGAAGAGAAAGGAGAUGGAAAUGUUAGAGGAAGAAGCCCAAGAACUGCUUACCCACUUCAAUCACCGCAAUAUUGAUGCCCUUUUGAAGGUCACUCGGAACACUCUGGAGACCAUACGCAAGCGUAUUCAUGCCUCUUCUGCGAUUAGCUUCUUAGACAAUGACAGUGCUUCUAAGCAAAAACAGAGUGCUCAGCCUAUUUUUCGGACUAGCAUUAACCUGUCUAUCCCAAAUAUUGUUAUGAUGCCAGCUUUGGAUGAGGUACAGCAAACACUUAAUAAAGCUGUGGAGAGUAUUGUCAGUGUCAUGAAAGGAGUUGGGCAGUGGAGUAAAGAGAGAAUGUCUAAGAAAAAAAUGCUAGAAAGAAAAAUAGCUGCUUUGCGGCGCAGUAGUGAAGACAGUGAUUCUGAUGAUGGAAUGAGAGAGACUGGAGUCAAAAAUGCUCAGGAUACCACCUCAGAAGUAGCAACUGCAAACUUGCCUGCUCCAGUGCAAAACAAAAACUACUACAAAAAUGUUUCUGAGAACAAGGAAAUUAUUAAAUUGGUCUCUGUACUUAGUACUGUCCUCAGUUCUACCAAAAAGGAGGUUCUUACAGCUCUGGAGCGUUUCAAAUGUUAUGAACACAUCUGGCAAAGGAAGAAGGAGGAAACCAUCAAUAAGUUCAUAACAGGGAAUCCUUUACUCUCUGAAUUUGAGUCCCAGAUCCUCCAUUUCAGAGACUUGGAGCUGGAGAUAAACUCGGAGCCUGAAUACAUCUGUGUGGGAGCUAUGGCACUAUAUAGUGCUGACCUGAAGCUAUCACUGGCUGCAGAAACCAAGGCUUGGAUGAUUGAGUUAGGGCGUCACUGUAACAAGAAAUACAGAACAGAGAUGGAAAACAUUUUCACAUUUGUAGAGGAAAUCGGCAAGAAACUGAAUCGACAAAUUAACGAUUUGGAUGACAUAAGAAUAGCUAUGUCUGCAUUAAAAGAGAUUAGAGAGCAACAAAUCCCCAUAGACUUCCAAGUGGUACCUAUUGAGGAAUCAUAUGCAAUGUUAAACAAAUAUGAGCUGCUGGUGGCAAAGGAAGAGAUGGAGAAGGUGGACACCCUGCGCUAUAUCUGGGAGAAGCUUCUGGUCCGGGCAAAUGAAGUGCAGAAUGAGCUAGUAGCUUUGCAGCCCAACUUCAGGGGAGAACUAAUUAGCACUGUGGAGAUUUUCACUGAAGAUUGUCAUCAGUACUAUACAGACUACGACAAGAAUGGACCAAUGGCGGUUGGUCUUGAGCCUCAGGAAGCCAGUGACAGGCUUAUCAUAUUCCAGAACCGAUUUGACAGCCUCUAUCGAAAAUACAUUACCUACACUGGUGGGGAAGAACUUUUUGGUUUGCCUGUUACCCCGUAUCCUCAGCUACUUGAGAUAAAGAAGCAGCUGACCCUGCUACAGAAACUUUACAGCCUGUACAACAAUGUUAUUGACACGGUCAAUGGCUACUACGAUAUCCUCUGGUCAGAAGUUAACAUUGCGAAAAUAAAUAAUGAACUUCUGGAAUUUCAGAACAGGUGUCGCAAACUUCCUCGUGCUUUAAAGGAAUGGCAGGCAUUUUUGGAUCUAAAGAAGACAAUUGAUGAUUUCAAUGAGUGCUGCCCUUUGCUUGAGCUUAUGUCAAAUAAGGCCAUGAUGGCUCGGCACUGGAAGAGGAUUACAGAUCUCACUGAACACAGCUUUGAGGUGGAAAGCGAAACCUUCAAACUGAGGAAUAUCAUGGAAGCACCUCUGCUGAAAUAUAAAGAGGAAAUAGAGGAUAUUUGCAUCAGCGCGGUGAAGGAGAGAGACAUUGAGCAAAAGCUGAAACAGGUGAUUGCUGAGUGGGACAACAAAACUUUCACCUUUGCCAACUUUAAAACUCGUGGUGAGCUGCUCUUGAGAGGAGACAGCACUUCAGAAACGAUUGCUAGCAUGGAGGAUAGCUUGAUGGUUCUGGGCUCUCUCUUGAGCAACAGGUACAACACCCCAUUCAAGGCGCAGAUCCAAAAAUGGGUACACUACCUUUCCAACACAACAGAUAUAAUUGAGAACUGGAUGACAGUGCAGAACUUGUGGAUUUAUCUGGAGGCUGUUUUUGUGGGCGGGGACAUUGCGAAGCAGCUUCCAAAGGAAGCCAAGCGUUUCUCUAACAUAGAUAAAUCGUGGGUGAAGAUCUUGACGCGGGCCCAUGAGAUGCCAAAUGUGGUCCAAUGCUGUGUUGGAGAUGAAACCAUGGGGCAGCUUCUGCCACACUUGUUGGAACAGCUCGAAAUCUGUCAGAAGUCACUUACAGGGUACCUUGAGAAAAAACGACUUUCCUUUCCUCGGUUCUUCUUUGUGUCGGACCCUGCUCUCUUGGAGAUACUUGGCCAGGCAUCAGACUCUCACACUAUACAGGCUCACCUGCUGAAUGUCUUUGACAACAUUAAAACUGUCAGGUUCCAUGAAAAGAUCUAUGAUCGCAUUCUGUCAAUUUGUUCUCGAGAGGGUGAGACAAUUGAAUUGGAUAAACCUGUAAUGGCUGAGGGUAAUGUGGAAGUCUGGCUCAAUUCACUCUUAAAGGAAUCCCAGUCCUCAUUACAUACUGUCAUUCGCCAGGCAGCCAUGGAUAUCCAGGAAACUGGAUUUCAGUUGAUUGAAUUUCUUUCUUCUUUCCCAGCCCAGGUUGGGUUAUUGGGGAUCCAGAUGAUUUGGACAAGAGACUCAGAAGAGGCAUUGACUAAUGCCAGAUAUGAUAAAAAAAUAAUGCAGAAGACAAACCAAUCUUUCUUAGACCUGCUAAACACUCUGAUAGACAUGACAACCAAAGACCUCAGUCCAGUGGAGCGAAUUAAAUAUGAGACACUAAUCACUAUCCACGUGCACCAGAGGGACAUCUUUGAUGAUCUGUGCCGUAUGCACGUCAAGAGCCCUACAGACUUUGAGUGGUUGAAACAAUGUAGAUUUUACUUCAAAGAAGAUUCCGACAAGAUGAUGAUUAACAUCACUGAUGUGGGUUUUACAUACCAGAAUGAAUUCUUAGGCUGUACUGACAGGCUUGUCAUAACUCCUCUCACUGACCGAUGUUAUAUCACUUUGGCUCAGGCCCUGGGAAUGAACAUGGGUGGAGCACCUGCUGGACCUGCAGGGACAGGCAAAACUGAAACUACUAAAGAUAUGGGGAGAUGCCUUGGUAAAUAUGUAGUAGUCUUCAACUGUUCAGACCAGAUGGAUUUCAGAGGACUAGGAAGAAUCUUCAAAGGUCUUGCUCAGUCUGGCUCCUGGGGCUGCUUUGAUGAAUUUAACCGUAUCGACUUACCUGUAUUAUCAGUAGCUGCACAGCAAAUUGCAAUUGUGUUGACAUGUAAGAAGGAGCGUAAAAAGAACUUUAUAUUUACUGAUGGAGAUAAUGUGGAAAUGAACCCUGAAUUUGGAAUAUUUCUUACUAUGAACCCAGGAUAUGCUGGGCGACAAGAGUUGCCUGAAAACUUGAAGAUAAACUUCCGUUCAGUGGCCAUGAUGGUUCCUGAUCGUCAGAUAAUAAUUCGUGUCAAGCUGGCUAGCUGUGGAUUCAUAGAUAACAUUGUACUUGCAAGGAAAUUCUUCACUCUGUACAAGUUGUGUGAGGAACAGCUAUCUAAGCAGGUGCAUUAUGACUUUGGUUUGAGGAAUAUAUUGUCAGUGCUGCGCACGCUGGGGGCAGCAAAAAGAGCAAACCCCACUGAUACAGAAUCUACUAUUGUCAUGCGUGUUCUGAGAGAUAUGAACCUUUCUAAAUUGAUUGAUGAAGAUGAACCCUUGUUCUUGAGUCUGAUUGAAGACCUGUUUCCAAGUAUACAGCUUGACAAAGCAGGCUAUCCAGAACUAGAAGCUGCCAUUAACAAACAGGUUGAAGAAGCUGGCCUAAUUAGUCAUCCUCCUUGGAAACUGAAAGUUAUCCAGCUGUAUGAAACACAGAAAGUAAGGCAUGGAAUGAUGGCCUUAGGUCCUAGUGGGGCAGGUAAAAGUACUUGCAUCCACACUCUGAUGAAAUCCAUGACAGAUUGCGGACAGCCACACCGUGAAAUGAGAAUGAAUCCUAAAGCUAUCACAGCACCUCAGAUGUUUGGUCGCCUUGAUGUAGCAACCAAUGACUGGACAGAUGGGAUUUUCUCCACUCUGUGGAGGAAAACUUUGAGAGCCAAGAAAGGUGAGCACAUCUGGAUAGUUCUUGAUGGUCCUGUUGAUGCUAUUUGGAUUGAGAACCUGAACUCUGUACUGGAUGAUAAUAGAACCCUAACACUAGCUAAUGGAGACCGUAUUCCGAUGGCACCAAACUGUAAAAUAGUGUUUGAGCCUCAUAAUAUUGACAAUGCUUCCCCUGCUACUGUGUCAAGGAAUGGCAUGGUUUUCAUGAGUUCAUCAGUUCUCAACUGGAGCCCUGUUCUUGAGGGCUUUUUGAAAAAACGUUCUCCUCAAGAAGCUGAAAUUCUGCGUCAGCUGUACACUUCAUCAUUCCCAGAACUUUACCGCUUCAGCAUCCAGACCUUGGAAUAUAAGAUCGAGAUGCUGGAGGCCUUUGUGAUCAUGCAAAGCAUUAACAUGCUGCAGGGACUUAUCCCUUUGAAGGAGCAAGGAGGGGAAGUAACACCAGAGUACCUGGAAAGGCUGUACGCCUUCUCCCUCAUGUGGAGUGUUGGAGCAUUGCUAGAAUUGGAAGACAGAUGCAAAAUGGAGCACUGGCUUCGUAAUCAUAAAAAAAUAAAGCUUGAUCUUCCCCGUAUCUCAGAAGGAAGUGAAGAUACCAUGUUUGACUACUAUGUGGCAACUGAUGGUAAAUGGAUGCACUGGAGUACUCGUGUUGAACAGUAUGUGUACCCCACUAACAGCAUUCCAGAGUAUGGUUCCAUCUUGGUGCCAAAUGUCGAUAACGUGAGAACAGACUUCCUUAUUGAAACAAUUGCUGGGCAGGGCAAGGCUGUGCUACUAAUUGGUGAGCAAGGAACUGCUAAAACUGUCAUCAUCAAAGGAUUCAUGUCAAAAUAUAAUCCUGAAAGCCACAUGGCCAAGAGUCUGAACUUUUCAUCUGCAACUACCCCAUUAAUGUUCCAGCGUACAAUAGAGAGUUAUGUGGACAAACGCAUGGGAACAACAUAUGGUCCUCCUGCAGGCAAAAAGAUGACUGUCUUCAUUGAUGAUGUGAAUAUGCCUGUAAUCAAUGAGUGGGGAGAUCAGGUCACCAAUGAGAUAGUUCGACAGCUGAUGGAACAGAAUGGGUUCUAUAACCUGGAGAAACCGGGGGAGUUUACCAACAUCGUUGAUAUCCAGUUCUUGGCAGCCAUGAUCCAUCCUGGUGGAGGUCGCAAUGACAUCCCACAGAGACUAAAGAGACAUUUUUCCAUAUUCAACUGUACUCUGCCUUCCAAUUCUUCCAUUGACAAGAUCUUUGGUGUGAUUGGCAUAGGGCAUUAUUGUAGUCAGCGGGGCUUCUCAGAAGAGGUCAGAAGAUCAGUAGCCAAAUUGGUGCCUCUGACACGCAGGUUAUGGCAGAUGACCAAGAUCAAAAUGCUACCCACUCCAGCCAAGUUCCAUUAUGUCUUCAAUCUACGAGAUCUCUCAAGGAUUUGGCAGGGGAUGCUAAAUACCGUAUCGGAAGUCAUCAGUGAACCUAAUGUGUUGAUAAAGUUGUGGAAGCAUGAAUGUAAGUGUGUUAUUGCUGAUCGUUUCACAACCCCAGCGGAUGUAGAUUGGUUUGAUACAGCUUUGGCAAAAUUGGUUGAGGAAGAGUUCGGUGAAGAGAAAAAGGCUUUAGUGGAUUCGGAAACUGAUGCUUACUUUGUUGACUUCUUAAGGGGUCCACCUGAAGCAACAGGUGAAGAGCCAGAAGAAACUGUCUUUGAUGUGCCUAAAAUCUAUGAGCCAAUUGAAUCUUUUAAUCACCUGAAGGAUCGUUUAAAUAUGUUUCUACAAACAUACAACGAGACCAUCCGGGGUGCACGUCUGGACAUGGUAUUCUUCAAAGAUGCUAUGAUUCACUUAGUCAAGAUUUCUCGUGUGAUUCGCACCCCUCGUGGAAAUGCUCUCCUCGUUGGAGUUGGUGGCUCAGGAAAGCAGAGCUUGACUAAACUGGCAUCAUUCAUAGCUGGCUAUGCUACAUUCCAGAUCACUUUAACAAGAUCAUACAACACUUCAAACCUGAUGGAAGACUUGAAGCUCUUGUACAGGACAGCAGGGCUUCAAGGAAAGGGCAUCAGCUUCAUUUUUACAGAUAAUGAGAUCAAAGAUGAGUCUUUCUUAGAAUAUCUGAAUAACGUUUUAUCAUCUGGAGAGGUCUCCAACUUGUUUGCACGUGAUGAAAUUGAUGAGAUCACUAGUGAUCUCAUACCUGUCAUGAAAAAGGAGCACCCACGUCGACCUCCAACCAAUGAGAAUUUGUAUGAAUAUUUCAUGACCAGAGUCCGUCAGAACCUCCAUGUAGUACUUUGUUUUUCACCAGUGGGUGAAAAAUUCCGAAACAGAGCCCUGAAGUUCCCUGCCCUUAUUUCUGGUUGCACUACAGACUGGUUCAGCCGGUGGCCUAAGGAUGCACUGGUUGCAGUAUCUGAACACUUCCUGUCCUCAUAUGAAAUUGACUGCACCACUGAAACCAAGAAGGAGGUGGUGCAGUGCAUGGGCUCCUUCCAGGAUGGGGUAGCAGAGAAGUGUGUUGACUACUUCCAGAGAUAUAGACGUUCUACACAUGUGACUCCAAAAUCCUACCUAUCCUUUAUUCAGGGAUAUAAAGCUACCUACAAAGAAAAGCAUGCUGAGGUGAAGACAUUGGCCAAUAGAAUGAAUACUGGAUUGGAGAAAUUGAAAGAGGCAUCUGAAUCAGUGGCUGCUCUAAGCAAAGAGCUGGAGGUUAAAGAAAAGGAGCUUCAGGUUGCUAAUGAAAAAGCUGACAUGGUUUUAAAAGAAGUCACUGUGAAAGCACAGGCUGCUGAGAAGGUGAAAGCUGAAGUACAGAAGGUGAAAGAUAAAGCCCAGGCUAUUGUAGACAGCAUUUCAGCAGAUAAAGCCAUUGCUGAAGAAAAGUUGGAGGCUGCUAAGCCUGCUUUAGAAGAGGCAGAGGCAGCUUUAAAGACAAUCAAACCUGCAGACAUUGCCACUGUCCGUACACUGGGCCGACCUCCUCAUCUUAUCAUGCGUAUUAUGGACUGCGUGCUCCUGCUGUUCCAGAGAAAAGUGAACAGUGUGAAAGUGGACCAGGAGAAAAGCUGCACCAUCCCAUCGUGGCAGGAAUCACUGAAAUUGAUGACAGCAGGAAACUUCUUACAGAACCUGCAGCAAUUCCCAAAAGAUACAAUCAAUGAAGAAGUUGUGGAGCUUUUGAAUCCUUAUUUUGAAAUGGUAGACUAUAACAUUGAGACGGCAAAGCGAGUGUGUGGGAAUGUGUCUGGCCUCUGCUCAUGGACCAAGGCCAUGGCUGCAUUUUUUUCUAUCAACAAAGAAGUGUUACCCUUAAAGGCUAAUUUGGCAGUCCAGGAGAAUCGCCUUGCCACUGCCAUGCUAGAUCUGCAGAAAGCCCAAGCAGAGUUGGAUGAUAAGCAAGCUGAAUUAGAUUUUGUACAGGCAGAGUAUGAAAAAGCCAUGAGGGAAAAACAGACCUUGCUUGACGAUGCAGAACGUUGCAGACAUAAGAUGCAAACAGCCUCCAGUCUUAUAAGUGGUCUAGCAGGUGAAAAAGAGAGAUGGACUGAACAGAGUAAAGAGUUUGCUGCACAAACUAAGAGGCUUGUGGGAGAUGUAUUGCUGGCUACAGCUUUUCUAUCGUAUUCUGGUCCUUUUAACCAAGAGUUCCGCAAUCUGUUGUUAAAUGAUUGGCAAAAGGAAAUGAAAACCCGGAAAAUCCCAUUUGGCAAUAACCUAAACCUUACAGAGAUGUUGAUUGAUGCUCCGACCAUCAGUGAGUGGAACCUCCAAGGAUUGCCAAACGAUGACCUAUCCAUACAGAAUGGAAUUAUUGCCACGAAAGCAGCUCGCUAUCCUUUGUUAAUUGAUCCACAGACUCAGGGCAAAAUUUGGAUUAAAAAUAAGGAAACCAAGAAUGAACUUCAGAUCACAUAUCUGAAUCACAAGUAUUUUAGAAACCACUUAGAGGACAGCCUUUCUCUUGGAAGGCCACUGCUGAUUGAAGAUGUCCGGGAAGAGCUUGAUCCAGCAUUGGAUAAUGUUUUGGAGAAAAACUUCAUCAAAACUGGUUCUUCCUAUAAGGUAAAAGUUGGUGAUAAAGAAGUAGAUGUCAUGAAUGGCUUCAGACUUUACAUCACCACUAAGCUCCCAAAUCCAGCAUAUACCCCUGAAAUUAGUGCUCGCACAUCCAUUAUUGACUUUACUGUGACCAUGAAAGGUCUAGAAGAUCAACUCCUAGGGAGAGUCAUUCUCACAGAGAAACAGGAACUAGAGAAAGAGAGAACUGAUCUCAUGGAAGAUGUGACUGCCAACAAGAGAAGGAUGAAAGAGCUGGAAGAUAACUUGCUCUAUCGACUGACAAGCAUACAGGGUUCUCUGGUGGAGGAUGAGAGUCUGAUCACUGUAUUGAGUAACACCAAGAAGACUGCUGAGGAAGUGACACAGAAACUGCAGAUUUCAGCUGAGACUGAAAUACAGAUCAACUCAGCCCGUGAGGAGUACAGACCCGUUGCAACAAGAGGGAGCAUCCUAUAUUUCCUUAUAACUGAGAUGAGUAUGGUCAAUGUGAUGUAUCAGACUUCUCUUCGACAGUUUCUGGGACUCUUUGACCUUUCUCUAGCCAGGUCUGUCAAGAGCCCAAUUAUGAGUAAGAGAAUUGCUAAUAUAAUUGAGCAUAUGACCUAUGAAGUAUAUAAGUAUGCUGCCAGGGGACUUUAUGAGGAGCACAAAUUCCUGUUCACCUUACUGCUUACCUUGAAAAUAGACAUGCAGAGAAACAGAGUGAAGCAUGAAGAGUUCCUGACGCUUAUUAAAGGUGGUGCUUCUCUGGACCUUAAAGCUUGUCCUCCUAAACCAUCUAAAUGGAUCCUGGAUAUGACUUGGCUGAAUCUGGUGGAACUCAGUAAGCUUAGACAAUUCUCAGAUGUUUUGGACCAAAUUUCAAGAACAGAGAAACAAUGGAAAAUCUGGUUUGAUAAGGAGAAUCCAGAGGAAGAACUUGUUCCCAGUGGCUAUGAUCAAUCUCUUGACUGCUUCAGACGUCUCCUCCUUAUUAGAUCCUGGUGUCCUGAUAGAACCAUAGCUCAGGCCAGGAAGUAUAUCAUGGAUACCAUGGGGGAAAAAUAUGCAGAAGGAGUCAUCUUGGACUUGGAGAAGACAUGGGAAGAAUCAGAUCCACGUUCUCCUCUCAUCUGCUUUCUUUCUAUGGGUUCUGAUCCUACUGACUCAAUCAUUGCUCUGGGAAAAAGACUGAAGACAGAGACACGUUAUGUUUCCAUGGGUCAGGGACAAGAAGUCCAUGCUCGUAAACUUCUACAGCAGACCAUGGCACAUGGAGGAUGGGCACUUCUUCAGAACUGCCACCUGGGGCUUGACUUUUUGGAUGAGCUGAUGGACACUAUUAUAGAAACUGAGACUGUCCAUGAGAACUUUCGCUUGUGGAUGACCACUGAGGUUCACCGGCAGUUCCCCAUUACACUUCUUCAAAUGUCCAUUAAAUUCACCAAUGAACCUCCACAGGGGCUCAAAGCUGGUCUGAAGAGAACAUAUGGUGGUGUGAACCAAGAUCUCCUGGAUGUCAGUAACAUGGUGCAAUGGAAACCAAUGUUAUACGCUGUUGGUUUCCUGCACUCCACAGUUCAAGAAAGACGCAAAUUUGGACCACUGGGUUGGAACAUCCCCUAUGAGUUUAACCAAGCUGACUUUAAUGCCACUGUGCAGUUCAUCCAGAAUCAUUUAGAUGACAUGGACAUCAAGAAGGGUGUCUCCUGGAAUACUGUUCGCUACAUGAUAGGCGAAAUCCAGUAUGGAGGUCGAGUGACUGAUGACUAUGACAAAAGACUGCUGAACACAUUUGCUAAGGUCUGGUUCAGUGAAAACAUGUUCAGUCAAGACUUCUGCUUUUACAAAGGGUACAGCAUACCCAAAUGUACCACAGUGGAUCAGUACCUUCAGUACAUACAGACCCUGCCUGCUUAUGACACUCCUGAGGUAUUUGGGCUGCAUCCCAAUGCUGAUAUCACUUACCAAAGCAAGCUUGCCAAGGAUGUGUUGGAUACUAUCCUCAGUAUUCAACCUAAAGACAGUUCCAGUGGAGGAGGCGAGACUAGAGAGGCGGUGGUAGCUAGAUUGGCUGAUGAUAUGUUGGAGAAGCUUCCUGAUGAUUAUGCACCUUUUGAAGUAAAGGAAAGGCUGCAGAAGAUGGGACCGUUCCAGCCUAUGAACAUCUUCUUGAGACAGGAGAUAGACAGAAUGCAGAGGGUUAUCACCUUAGUGCGAAGCACUCUGACUGAUCUCAAACUUGCCAUUGAUGGGACCAUCAUCAUGAGUGAAAAUCUGAGGGAUGCUUUGGAUUGCAUGUAUGAUGCAAGAAUUCCUGCCCUUUGGGAAAAGGGGUCUUGGGCUUCCAGCACACUAGGUUUCUGGUUUACUGAACUUCUGGAAAGAAACCGUCAGUUUUACUACUGGAUAUUUGAGGGCCGACCAAACUGCUUCUGGAUGACAGGGUUCUUUAACCCGCAAGGAUUUUUGACUGCAAUGAGACAGGAAAUAACUCGAGCCAACAAAGGGUGGGCACUUGAUAGUGUAGCACUGUGCAAUGAAGUCACCAAGUGGAUGAAGGAUGACAUCACAACUCCUCCUCCUGAGGGCGUCUAUGUAUAUGGACUCUAUCUAGAAGGAGCUGGUUGGGACAGAAGAAAUUUAAAAAUCAUUGAGUCUAAGCCCAAGGUGCUCUUUGAAAUGAUGCCUGUCAUACGGAUUUAUGCAGAGAAUAACACUUCGAAAGAUCCUCGUCUGUACUCGUGUCCAAUCUACAAAAAACCACAUCGAACAGACCUGAAUUACGUUGCUGCUGUGGACCUUAAAACCGUCCAACCUCCAGAGCAUUGGAUACUGCGUGGCGUAGCACUUCUUUGUGAUGUCAAGUAAUGUUAAAUCAAUUUUCACUUCCCCCCUAGUGUUUCACACCAGGAUUUUAAGAGUUUUUUUUUCUGCACAUAAUUUUAACAUGAACAUUAAUGAGGAAGGAGAUUGAUGAUGGGUCACAGAUUUUUCUUUUUGGUAGUUGUGCUCCCCCUUUAUUCCACUCCUGCUUUAUCUAUUAGAAGUUAGUUAGUGGGCUAAAGACAUGUACUAGAAGAGAAGCCUCUUGGGACUGGAUGGCUCAACUGAGUGA
Molecule: messenger RNA, 14527 nt
Organism: Mauremys reevesii (Reeves's turtle)
Lineage: Eukaryota; Metazoa; Chordata; Testudines; Geoemydidae
Gene: DNAH5
Product: dynein axonemal heavy chain 5
Exons: 79
Coding region: 166-14280 (4704 amino acids)
Biological process (GO): microtubule-based movement
Cellular component (GO): dynein complex
Molecular function (GO): ATP binding; ATP hydrolysis activity; dynein intermediate chain binding
Source: RefSeq, a predicted model, not a curated record